Diachasmimorpha longicaudata is the source of this 909-nucleotide messenger RNA. RefSeq lists its product as uncharacterized. The record is from RefSeq and is a predicted model, not a curated record. The transcript is spliced from 2 exons. NCBI's taxonomy places the organism in Eukaryota, Metazoa, Arthropoda, Insecta, Hymenoptera, Braconidae. Gene Ontology annotation, molecular function: nucleic acid binding; RNA-DNA hybrid ribonuclease activity. The coding region runs from base 1 to 909 and encodes 302 amino acids.
AUGCUAGUCUCCUCCGCGCAGACAGAGAGCUGCAAGGACUACUGUCGCGCGGUGCUGACGCCUGCAGAACCAGAUGCCAAUUUCACAGGUACUCCUGUCAAUCUUAGAUGGGGGGAAACCUCGUCAGGAAAGGACGCGGACUGGAUGCCGCCCCAGGGGAUAGUCGGGUAUACAGACGGAUCUGAGACAGAGCUGGCUGCCCUGAGGACCUGCGCCAGUAUGAUCCUGGAGAGAGGGGAUAAGGGCAAAAAGAUCUUCAUCUACUCGGACAGCAGACGCACGCUGAGGGCAAUACUCAAAUACGAGUGUUGCUCAAAACUAGUGGGUGAAUGCGUAAAGCUGAUGGAAGAAAUCGCCGUAAACAGUCGGCUAGAGGUGGCUUGGAUCUCGGGCCACGCUGGUAUCAGAGGCAAUGAGAAAGACGAUGAGCUAGCUAAGAACGGAUGCAGAAGGGCCUCUCAGGGGGAAGUGGAGCGCGUAGGCGUGCACACAUACUUUGUGAAGGACCUGGUCAAGGAACGUGGGGACAGGCGGUUUGUGGUUAAGUGGGGCUCGGAAACGGGUGCCAGACGCUCAAAAUCCCUCUUGGAAAGACCCAUUAGAAAGAUUGCAGAAGCUCUGUUGGGGGUAAACAGGGCUAAGCUCCGAGCUAUAGUGGGGCUUAUCUCUGGACACUGGCCCCUGGCUCUGUAUUUAUCGAAGAUAGGCAAAGGGACAGACCCCCUAUGCAAAAGAUGCGGGUUGACGGAGGAGGAUCCUCUUCACCUAUGCACAAGAUGCGGCGGGCUCGAUGACGCCAGAUGGGAUGUUUUUGGGUCCGCAUGCAAAGAUAUACGUGUCGACAGGGACGGUAUCAAGGGCCUCUAUGAGUUAGCGCGUGGGGCACAGAUACUCGAGACCAGCGACUAG